GACGUCCCAGUGUAAGGUAGCACAGUGCUGGGUGACGACAUACCCUCCUUCCCUCCAUCCCUCAUCCCUUCACCAGUUAGAUUUGGGGGGAAAGGUUGUGUCUGGUAAUCUUGCACGGUGCCACACAUACCGACACACUUACACUGACCGCCUUACUGACUGGUUGUGAUGGCGGUACUGUUGGUGGAGGAGGAAGUGGUUUCGAGCAGAACGAAAAGGUAAAGAUCUAUGGGACUGAGAGUACUCUAGUCUAGCGCCUUGCUCACGUAUAUCACCGGGUUAAAUUACGUCUCCUCCAGCCCCUCGCGAGAGUAGUAGUGAAGGUGGUGGAGGUUUGGUUGGAUGGGACGGUAUAGGUACUGAUUUACGGCCUGUUCGAUAAGCAUUGCAAAGCGUCUUGCCCGCCUCUUUAUUUCCCCUCCCCCACGUCUUCGCUAGUCCUGCGCGUCCCCUGCUACUACUUCCUACAGCAUCUUCUCUCCGUCCGGAGUCACAGCAGGCGCGUAGGAGAGGUCGGCAGGGGAGAGAGAGAGGCCAUGGCUGUGCCCACCAUCGAGGAGGUCUUGAGCAGGGUUGAGACUGGCCCCUGGAACUGGCUGAUCUUCCUGCUGGGCUCAUUAUGGGGCGUGUUCGGGGCCAUGCAGGCGCUGGCCUCGGCCUUCCUCAGCCCCGCCGUCGACCACUGGUGCCGCAUCCCGCAGCUCGACCACUGGACCAAACAACAGCUGUGGAACUUCUCCAUGCCCAGGACGCUGGUGAGGGGCGACCCACACCACUCCCAAUGCGAGAUGUACGUCAGGAACUACAGCCUUCUGGAGGGCGUGGCGUGGGAAGACCGUCUGGAGUACCUGGGUGAAUGGGAGCAGGAUCAGGCAGGAACAUCCCCUCCCACCCAGCCCUGUGACGCCUGGGAGUAUGACACGAGCUCCUUCCGGUCCACCCUGAUUUCUGAGUGGGACCUGGUGUGUGGGCGGGAACACCUCCGCUCACUCAGCCAAAUCUUCUUCAUGGUCGGCUAUUUCUUCGGGGCGCCCUUGGGAGGCUACUUCUCAGACAGGUUCGGGCGGAAGAGGUUGAUGAGCGGAUCUCUUUGGGCAUUCAUCGUUGUGUCGGUUCUGGGAUCGGUAGCGCCUUACUACCCGCUCUUCCUGGUGUGUCGCCUCGUUAUGGCCUUCACUGGCACCAUCGUCUACCAGGCUUCCUACAUACUUGCGAUGGAGGCGAGUAGCGUGCGGCACCGAAGCUUGGUUGGCAUCAUGUUCUCUGUCCCCUUCGCCCUGGGUAACAUGCUGCUGCCCGGCCUCGCUUACCUGCUACGGGACUGGCGACACCUCCACCUGGCCAUCUCUGUGCCAGUCAUCCUCCUCAUUGCCAAUACUAUCGUGUUACCGGAGUCUCCGCGCUGGCUGCUGCAGAAGGGGCGCUGGUCUGAAGCGGAGAGGGAACUGCAGAAAGCCGCCAGGUGGAACAGUAGCAAGACCUUCGACCCCGCCUGGCUGCUCACGGCCCUGACGCAGAUGAAGGCACAGGCCGAGCACCGGGAGUUCAGGCAGCAGAAUGGGAACGACAACUCUUCACCCGGCGGCAGCACUACUUUUCGCGAGGGCCUCAAGAGUCUGCUGGUGUUUGUAAGGACGCCCAGGCUGAGGAAGAUCUCCCUCAUCCUAUACUUCGUGUGGAUCACCUGCUCCAUGGUGUACUAUGGCAUCUCCCUCAGCUCCUCCAACUUCAGCGUUGACCCCUUCCUGUACAUGUUCCUGGGCGGCGUGAUGGAGCUGCCUUCCUACACCCUCACCGUGCCCUUCGUCGCCCGUUGUGGCAGAAAGGCGGUCCUCGUCGCCCUCUUCGCAACCUGCGGCACCACUGUUCUCGUUGCCCCGUUCCUGCCUCUCGAUCGAAACGGCUGGGGCUUCCUGGCGGUGAUGAUGGCGAGCAAGUUCAGCAUCACCUCUGCCUACCAGGUGGUGUAUCUCUACUCGAGCGAGCUCUUCCCGACUACGCUGAGAACUCGCGGCGUGGGACUCAGCUCGAUGGUGGGGCGACUCGGAGCUAUUGUAUCCCCAGUCAUCAACCUACGCCUGGGGGCGCACCACUGGGCCAUUCCCACCACCAUCUUCGGCUGCCUCACCCUGGCCGCUGCCUUCCUCACGUGUCUGCUGCCAGAGACGCGUGACCUGGCACUUCCGGACACUGUGAGCGACAUUGAGAAUGGCGGCGAGGUCACUCAAAGCUUGGCGAUCGUGCCCGAGGAGGCCCAGCCCGCCAACGAGCACAAGGAGGAGGAGGCGCCCAGCGUCUCUGCGGUCUGAUUUUUGGCCCAAGGCCACAAUACCGGCGCGCAUCCGCCCGCCCUGCUACUACACGCUGUGAUUCCCAAGUGAUUCCUGAUACGCUAUAAGUGCAAUGGUUAGUGUCUUUAGAUGCCCGUAUUUGUAUUGCCGAUAAAAUUGCGUUGACUGUUAAAAAUUAAGCGUCAUGGCAACAAAGAGAAGUGUGUUCAUGGGCUUUUAGUGAUGCUGUCCUCAACUGGCAGACGCCGACCCGCCGACCACCGACCAUCGACCUGGUCUGGUGGCUCCAGUGCUCCAUAGACUUCCGCUGUGUUAAGUGUUACUGGGUCGGGCUCAUCCUCGACUCACCUUUUGUGAAAUGGUUCACUUCAGUUCUUCCAGCCUCAUGCCGCGGCGAGUCAAACGACGUCUACUUACAUUAUUUUGUACCUCAACUAUGAUUUUAUAUAUAUAUAUAUAUAUAUAUAUAUAUAUAUAUAUAUAUAUAUAUAUAUAUAUAUAUAUAUAUAUAUAUAUAUAUAUAUAUAUAUAUAUAUAUAUAUAUAUAUAUAUAUAUAUAUAUAGCUUCCUCGAGGUUGGGCGUUUUGUACCGUCUCCGCCAGUUCUUCUCCCCCGCACAAAUACUUUCCAUAUACAGGGGCCUUGUCCGCCCUUGUAUGGAGUAUGCUCUCACGUGUGGGGGGGCUCCACUCAUACAGCUCUCUUGGACAGAGUGGAAUCUAAGGGUCUUCGUCUCAUCAGCUCUCCUCCUCUUACUGACAGCCUUCUACCUCUUAAAUUCCGUCGCCAUGUUGCUUCUCUUUCUAUCUUCUAUCGAUAUUUUCAUGCUGAUUGCUCUUCUGAACUUCCUAACUGCAUCCCUUCCCCCCCUCCCGCGGCCCCCCUGCACACGACUUUCUACUCAUGCUCAUCCUUAUAUUAUCCAAACCCCUUAUGCAAGAGUUAACCAGAAUCUCCAUUUUUUCGUCCCCUUCACUGGUAAACUCUGGAACAGUCUUCCUUCGUCUGUAUUUCCUCCUGCCUAUGACUUGACCUCUUUCAAGAAGAGUGUAUCAAGACACCUCUCCACCCGAAAUUGACCUCUCUUUUGGCUACUCUUUACUUUUUACUUUUGUGGGAGCGGCGAGUAGCGGGCUUUUUUUGUACCCAUUUUGUUGCCCUUGAGCCGUAUCUUUUCAUGUAAUAUAUAUAUAU
Molecule: messenger RNA, 3485 nt
Organism: Eriocheir sinensis (Chinese mitten crab)
Lineage: Eukaryota; Metazoa; Arthropoda; Malacostraca; Decapoda; Varunidae
Product: organic cation transporter protein-like
Exons: 13
Coding region: 537-2309 (590 amino acids)
Biological process (GO): transmembrane transport
Cellular component (GO): membrane
Molecular function (GO): transmembrane transporter activity
Source: RefSeq, a predicted model, not a curated record